Knipowitschia caucasica is the source of this 540-nucleotide messenger RNA. Lineage: Eukaryota; Metazoa; Chordata; Actinopteri; Gobiiformes; Gobiidae. The record is from the annotation of a GenBank genome assembly.
AUGGAGAUGGGGGGGGGUUGUUUAAUUGAGGUGUUGUUUGUGGGUGUGUGGGGGUUUAUGGUGUGGGUUGGGGGUUUGGUGUGGGUGGUGGGGGUUGGGUUGUAUGUUGUGGUUUUUGUGGUGUUGGGUUAUUUGGGUUGGGUAUGGGUUGUUGUGUUUUUUUUAUGUGGGUGUUUUGGGGUGUUGUGUUUGGUUGGGUGGGGUGAGGUGGGGGUUUGUUUUUUGGUGUUGUGUUUGUGGUUGUGGUGUGGUUGUGGGUGGUUUGGGUUGGGGUUUGAGAUGGUGUGGUGGGUUUUGUUUGUUGUGUAUGAGUUGUGUGGGGUGGGUAUUUUGGUGGGGGGGUUGGGGGGGGUGGGGGGGGGUGAUUUUGUGGGUGUUAUGGGUGUGGGUUUGUGGUUGGUGGGGGGUGGAGUGGGUUUGUGGGUUUGUGUUUUUGGGUGUUUGUUGGGGGUUGUUAGGUGGGGGUUAUUUAGUGAUGUGGGGAUGGUGUGGGAUGUGGUGGGGGGGUGUGUUGGAUGGUGGGUUGGGGGUUGGGUGUAA